UUUAUAUAACAAACAGAAACUCAAUUUUAAUUUAUCUGUAUUGAUUGAUAUUCUCUCUUAUAUAAGAUUCAACUGUAUAUGUUUAUACCCUGAACAGGGAAUAUUAAGUUUGCCACGAAGUUUUUAAUACCUGUAUAUAAAUGAUCGGCAUGGCGAGCUGUGUCGAUUUAGCCACUUCUUUACUUAACAAGAAGGUGCUCAUUGGUCGGAAUAGCAGAUAUCGGGCAACUAUAGCAUACAGCUGCAAUACUAGUACUUUAUUCGGAGUACAUUCCAUUAAACCCGACAAUAAAAUUUUUGAGAAUAAAAUUAUUAUUAUAAAACAAUUCCUAAAUCAAAAUAGUAAAACUGUCAAUGUGUUUCAAAAUAAAACAAUUUUCAUAGCUAUUUUCGUUAAAAUUUUUCUGACAUUGAUCGAUGGAAACCAGAUAAAAUUAUCCGUUAAAUAGUUCAAACGCGUUAAGUGCGACAUUUCCAUUGAAUGUUAUUACAAUAAUAUGUCUAUUAUAAUGUUAGAUAUGAAUAGGGCAGAAAGUCAACUUGUGGAAUCAACGUCAUAACCAUAAAUGUAUCCGACUCCAUGUCUAAAUUACUCGAUUGAAAUUUGGAAGUACUUAGCAUAUUAUAGUUUGGUGCCAAAGUGAAUAAAAUUUGUAGAAUACAUUCUUGUUCUCUAUUGUAAUUACGUAUAAAGCAUGUAUGUAGCGUACUUAAUUUUAUCUUAGCAACGCUUUUUUUUUUAUUAAUAUUUUGCGGUUUGUUCUUGCGUUUUUUCCAUUCCGUUUCGUACGAAGCUCAGUUUCUCUCUCACAUUUUAAACAUUUUGUUUUGAUUUUGAAUUUUCUCUUCGGCAUAUAUAUGUAAACAUAUCAUCGUACUCAUUUACUUGCUUAUUCAUACCACGCACAACUUUCUCUAGUAACUGCAUGUGGCUAUUAUCACCGCUUGGCUGCGCAUUUCUGACUUACUGCUUUUCUCCAUUCGCAUUUCUUUACCUUAUAUUCGUAUCUGUACAUAUGAACACAUAUGUAUACCAUAUAUUAAUAAGUUUAUAGUAGUGUUAUUGUAAAUAUUUCGCUUCUUUACAAACUUAUUCAUUCAAAUGAACACGUUUGCUUUUUAUUGGGAUUUGUCCUCACCUGACUUUCUAUGAGUUGUCGCGCAAGCGCAAUUUGUUGUGUGCUGUCGUAGCCUCAGUUAUAUAUCGGUCUUUCUCAAGUGACUACGACAUCCCAAACAAACUUUGACAUGACACCAGCAAAUGCAAUCGUUAAUGAAUUCGCCCAAAAUCAGUUAUUUAUUUAUAAAUUCGCGCAUUAAAGUGGCGCAAAAUCAAACGCGUCGUUUUUUAUUUAUUUUAUUGUUUUUGCAAAACUACAUUACGGUCUCGUUUCAUUGCCAUUAAUUCGUUUCUACGACACCUGAAGAAAUUGGCCAAUAAACAAUAUUCAGCAAUAUUGGCGAAAUAUCGGUCAACGUCUUUAGCGUCAUCCAGUGAUUAUCGAAUUUGUUUUUUUGCUAUUAAAAUUUUGCAACGAAAACGCGCUUGGUUAAAAUAUAUUAGUAAUAAUAAAUAAAUAAAUUUGUGAACUAAAUUGAUUCAAAGAAGAACUGUCUCGAAAGAAGCAACACCGAUAUUCUCUUCCACUCUCCACAUUCGACUGCAGAAGUACAUACACAUCUCUGAAAUAAUAACGUCUAGUAAACCAAACAUAAACAGCCAAAAAAUGCAGUCACUACGGUGCAGUUUGGGUCUUUUCCUCGUCUUUAUCAUUUGCCAAACUUGUCUGGCGGUGCCUGCCUUGCGUGUCAAACGUCAACCAGAUGAUCUGCUCUCACUGGAGGCGGAGAGUGCGGAUGCAAUCAAUAGCGAUUUGAAUCCUAUCAAUGCAGAGGCAGUUUCAGGCGAUGAUCUCGAGCGCAACAAAAGAAAAUUACCCGAUGCGACUCUUGAAGCGAAAAACGCAGUGCUGGGAUUUGUUUUUGGUAAAAUCGACAAUUUUCUCGACACCAAAACACGUGUCAUCGAACAGCUGGAUCGCGCCAACAUCGAGAAAAACAAGCAGUGGGACAUUAAGCAACCCGUACCCAUUAAGGACUUCCAAACGCUCGUUACCGCCGUAGUUUCACCCAAAAUACGCUCACUUGGAAAUAUUGCCAAUGAUUUGACCACUGGCGUGCUGACCACUAUCACCGCUUUCAGCGGUUCUUCAGCGGGUAAUGGCAAUGCAAAUGCUGGUUUGGGUAAUAUUGUCUCGAAGUUCCUUGGCUUCUCUGGCCCUAUUCUGCAAGGCUCUGCAGCUGGUCCUGCUGGUGGCGGUACCACACCCGCACCAGAUUCAGACGAGGCUGGCUAUUAGAGAUGCUGCAAGUGGCUGCUGUGAUGUUAACUAAAAUACAUGUAUACAUGUAGAGACAUAUGCAUAUAUAUACUUAUAUAUAUGUAAAUACAUUUACAAAUUCUUCUCCGGCUAUACAGUUCAAUACAGAGUUAUUGUUAAAUACGCUCUGCUAUCAACAUAUCAAUCCACACACAUUUAAGAAUGCACUUUCAUUGAGAGACACACACACAUACUUAAACACAUGUACAUACAAAGGCAAAGCGCGCACAUAUACUCAUACAUACAUACAUACAGCAAAUGUAAUACGCAAAAUUUCAACUUUUUUAUUUUUAACGCAGAAUGCUAUAAAGUAAUCCAUAAAAAUUUCGAAACAAAUGUUUUCCUAUUAUCCUUGAACUUCGUUAUGUACAUAAAAUACUUAUACUCGUAAAUUUUUUUGAUUUAAAACUAAGCUCUCCUUAAACCUGAUCUGAAAAAGAUCUGCGCAUGAACUCUUAAACAACGGUAUAUGAGUAAUUUUAUCAUGUAAGCAACCAUUGUCGAUUUGACAUUUUAAAAUUUCCAACAAUUCGAAAUAAUAUUUUAUUUUAUAAACUUUCUUUUUUUUUAAUUUUAGUUUAAUUUAAGUAUUUUUUACGUUUCCAUUAUACAUGAUUGUAAACCAUAUCAUUAAUAACUGUAAAUAAUUGUACAGGAUUUAAAUAAAUCAUUCGAUAUAUAUUUGGUUUCUGAA
Bactrocera oleae (olive fruit fly) is the source of this 3075-nucleotide messenger RNA. The record is from RefSeq and is a predicted model, not a curated record. NCBI's taxonomy places the organism in Eukaryota, Metazoa, Arthropoda, Insecta, Diptera, Tephritidae.